Molecule: messenger RNA, 2547 nt
Organism: Nannospalax galili (Upper Galilee mountains blind mole rat)
Lineage: Eukaryota; Metazoa; Chordata; Mammalia; Rodentia; Spalacidae
Product: transmembrane protease serine 11G-like
Exons: 10
Coding region: 64-1317 (417 amino acids)
Biological process (GO): proteolysis
Cellular component (GO): extracellular region; plasma membrane
Molecular function (GO): serine-type endopeptidase activity
Source: RefSeq, a predicted model, not a curated record
UACCCAGGAUACCACUCAUUUGACAAGGAAUCACACACAGAGCAGCCUUCUCCACUGUGCAAGAUGUAUCAGCCAGGGAUCCUGGGUAGAAGAUCAAGUUUUUGGAAACCAUGGAUGGUCGCUCUGAUCAUCACAGCUGUUUUGUUGGUUCUGGCAAUAAUUAUUGGCCUCCUUGUUAAUUUUUUGGCAUAUGAUCAGAAGAUUCACUAUUACCAGGCCUCCUUCCAGAUUCCCAGUAUGAGAUAUAAUUCUGAUUUGUCUGUAGAGCAGUCAAAACUUAGUACUGACCUCAAACAAAAACUCAACAAUGAGAUAGAUAAAAUAUUUCGAAGAUCCAGUUUAAAACACCACUACAUCAAAUCUCAUGUUGCCAGCUUCAGGUCAAGUAAUGAUGGUUUGAAAGCAGACAUACUGAUUAAAUUUCAGUUUCCCUCUUACAACGCAGACACCAUGAAAAGACAAGCUGAUAACAUUUUGCAUAAGAAGAUUCAGGCCAGCAAUAGCUUCUUGAAGGGAGAUGCUUCAUUGCCUUACCUUAGAGAAAUGAACAGAGCACAAGCAGAACAUAUUCUAAACAGCAGCUGUGGCUUGGGGAUGGAGUACCCCCCGACAGCAAGAAUUGCUGAUGGCAUAACUGCAGACAGAGCUGCCUGGCCAUGGCAAACCAGCCUACAGAUGGACAACAUCCACCUUUGUGGUGCAUCUCUGAUUAGCUCCCAGUGGCUUGUGACGUCUGCUCACUGCUUUGACAAUUACAAAAACCCCAAACUGUGGACCGUCAGUUUUGGAACAACCCUAAACCGCCCACUGAAGAAAAGGAAGGUGCAGUCUAUCAUCGUUCAUGAAAACUACGCGGCACACAAGCACGAUGAUGACAUCGCGGUGGUCAAGCUCGCCACCCCAGUCCUGUUUUCUGAAGACCUGCGCAGAGUCUGUCUCCCAGAUGCUAGUUUUGAAGUCUUGCCUAAGAGUAAAGUGUUUGUCACUGGAUGGGGAGCAUUAAAAGCAAAUGGUCCAUUUCCAAAUUCUCUACAAGAAGUUGAAAUAGAGAUCAUAAGCAAUGAUGUAUGUAACCAAGUUAAUGUAUAUGGUGGUGCCGUGUCAUCAGGAAUGAUAUGUGCCGGAUUCUUGACAGGAAAAUUAGAUGCUUGUGAGGGUGAUUCUGGAGGGCCUCUGGUUAUUGCACGUGAUAGAAGUAUCUGGUAUCUUAUUGGAAUUGUUAGCUGGGGAAUAGACUGUGGAAAAGAAAACAAGCCUGGAAUUUACACCCGAGUGACUCACUAUCGGGACUGGAUUAAAUCUAAAACUAACAUCUAAUCCAGCAUCUACAUACAAACUGUGAAAGCCAUGAGUGCUCCACAGUAAACUGUCUAGUAUUUUAUGUCUUAUAUAUUGUCAUCUAGUCCAAGAUGCAAAUAAGUGCGAUCUGGCAACUUUCCCCUUAAAUAUGAAAGGGACAGGUUUUCAAAUCAUUGGAAGGGUUUUGUGGACCACGAGCACAGAAGACAUUGUCACAUCCACAAUGGUCUACCUUUCUGUAGAGUGUCUCUGAUUAACUUCUAGCUCAUAUUUAUUCAACUUAAUCUAUCAGGUAAAUAAUAAAUACCAACUAUUAAGGCAUUCUCUACUUUUCUUCUGACAGAGUAUGCUCCCUUCCCUGAUACCUCCAUAAUUUUUGUCUUCUUCAUCAAAUAAACUUCAUUAGCACUUUGUUGGUCCACUGACAAGCCAAGCCAAGAUCAUUAUUUCAAUCACUGAUGAUGCACAUGAUAGAGGAGGCACUGGACAUGAAGCUAGGAUCUAAGAGUACUUUAGUGAGUCCAUCCUCUUCUGCCUUUGGAUAUACAUUUAAACUCUCCUUGAAAGUAAUAUUUGGACUCAGUUGUGCAUAUUUCAAUUUCUGUAGACAAUUAAAUUAUUGUGUAUUUUGAAACAAUGGGUAAAUUCUUAGAUCAGAUAGCAGAAGAAAUAUACAUGAUUCCUAUUAUAGGGUUCUUUUCCAACUAUGUAAACAUACCUUUCCAUACUUGGAAAUUAAAGAUGAUGUUUCAUGACAUUUUCAUUACAUUGAAAUGUAAGUGGGAAAGAAUCCAAUGAGAAGGAGUUACUUUAAGCUCUAUCCUCCCCAAUGAGAGGUUUGAAUCCUUGUACAAAUUUACUUUUUACUUUAUUAUCCUUUGAUGCAUUUUAUUUAACCAUUGUAUUUUUAACAAGUUUCAAAAACUGAAAGACCUACAGAAUGGGAAGCCAGUAUAGACACAUUUCAAUAAAAUGUUCAUAAACAACUGACUUGUGAAGGCAAAUAGAGGUAGACAGUCAUAAGAAACCUGAUACAAGAUUUUGGUAAACAUUGCUGUGCAAUAUUUAAAUUUACUAUAAAAAUGGCAAGUAUAUUGUUCAAUAUAAUAUUUAUAUAAAACAUUCAGAUAAUCAAGAAAGCACCUAUAAAAUAGCUUAAUUUUGUAAGAUUGUCGUUUUAUGUAUUAAAUUGCAUAUUUUGUAGUACCAUAUAUGACUAAGAUUAAUAUUAAAACAAAUUCAAACUUA